Messenger RNA from Cantharellus anzutake, 1863 nucleotides. RefSeq lists its product as uncharacterized. Lineage: Eukaryota; Fungi; Basidiomycota; Agaricomycetes; Cantharellales; Hydnaceae. The coding region runs from base 113 to 1630 and encodes 505 amino acids. The record is from RefSeq and is a predicted model, not a curated record. The transcript has 2 exons.
AAUUGUGCUUUCUGCUCUUGUCAACGACCUGUUCGCACGCGAUCAGCACCUUUUUGGCCCCGAUGAGCAACCAGAGAACGUGCUUUCAGGGUUGUCAAGUGAUUUGUCGCCCAUGUCCAUUGCAUCAAUCGUAGCCAGCGGCACCGCUUCCUCCACUGAAUUGCGCUGGGCCCAAAUGGAUUUUGAACCGUCGCCAGGCGUUCCCAUUUCCCUCGCCCCCCUCACCCCGAUCUCGUCCUUUCAGCAAACUAGGGUCAAGUCCAGCCUUGCCCCGGAAUCGAAGUCGGGUGGACCUCCAGCGCGAUCUAUUUUUUCCUCGAUUCCUCGUGGGGCCGGUAUGGAGUCUCCAUGGGCGCUUGGAUCAUUGAACAGUCUAUCUGCAAGGGGACCCGAGUCGGCAUCGGCAUCCCACUCCGUUUCUAGCCCGCCCUUUGCUUCAUCAUCUUCGGGGUCGCAUGCAAGCCGAGGCCCUCGAGUGCGCAAAGCUGUCGGGCGUUCUCGGGAUUUGUACAAUUCUGGAAUUCGAAGGUGUUGGCCCAUUUGUGCAAGUCACCUGACGGAUUUUGAUGAAUGUCCACCUGAGUGCCUUCACGCAGAGGCCUAUGCAGCGGACAAGAAUGGUCUCCUUACACUAUUAAUUCAAAGAAGCCUGACCACGAUCGGUUCAGGGUUGCCGGACCCCGGCAUUCCAUUGCGCUCUGCUAUUCCUCAGUUUGUCCUCAACGACGUUAACGACAAGGGCGAACCAAAGGAACUCGCCAUCAGCGGAACACGGAUGGCUGCACUUUUGCCGCGAUUCCUUAGGCUAUCUGCCUUCGUCGCUCGAGAACUUGGUUGUGAGAUGCGUGAGCAGCGGCAGCAAUUCGCUGAUGUGAAGGCCGGGACUGUCAUACCUGCGGAGCCCUCUUCCUCCAACCCCACUUCUAUUGCUGACAUUCCUUCCACCACUGGCGACGGGCGCCCCACCCGCAUCUGGUAUGCCUUACUGAGUGGUAUGGUCACUAGGGCCGCUUUAGAGGGAUACCUGGGACGUGGUUGGUUGGGGCCCGAUGCUCUUGAAAUCCUUUUUGGUAUUGGGGUAGGUGUGGACUGGGAAGAUGUUGUUGAGAAACCUGACGAAAAGAAUGUUUCCGCAAUGCGUGCCCGCUCGGGAUCGACCUCAUCCGACGUGAAAUCCGUGGAGGAUGAUGGAGUCAGCCAGAAGCGAGGAUCGAUUGACACGUCACUUUCGGAAGCUUACGCUGCCCAGUUUGAGCCCGAUGGCAUGCCUACGUUAGCCGAGGCUGCGAAAAUUCUCUUCAAGCGUGGUAUUCCUACUGGCGUCCCGGGUACUCAGUCAGAGUUGAGUGUUAUCAACUCCUAUGCGAAUGGAUUCCAGACCACAUGUUUGGGAAACACACGCCCCAUUGACACUGAUCCUGAAUGGGCGGUUGAGAUGACUGAACGUGUCUCCGAGUUUGCCAGUGUGCACCAUACGGCCGACCUUCACACGCAUUUGCUUGACCUUUCGAAGCGAUAUCCGGCUGAGCCUGUUGAACGUGCAGUUCUUCGAUUCUUGGAAGCCAUUGCUCAGUGGCGUGGUCUACCAGAAUUGGAACAGGUGGGUCCAAUCAUCUGGUCGUGCCCAUAAUUUGAUUGCUAACUGAUCCUCCGACCCCACAAGUACAAGGAACGUGUUCGAAAAGCCAAUACCGUUGCGACGCAGCCCUCGGCUUCUCUGGAGCGCCGCCGUGGUUCUCUGUCCAUUUCUUCUCUCGUGCACCCCACAGAGACAUCUGACCCGACCUUUGAGCCCAGCUCUUCCGCUAUCUCAUCCCAGUUGAAUACUCCCGUUACUUCUCCUGUCCUUAAAUACUUUGUCGU